Salmo salar (Atlantic salmon) is the source of this 970-nucleotide messenger RNA. Its product is annotated as peroxiredoxin-4. Gene Ontology annotation, molecular function: thioredoxin peroxidase activity. Gene Ontology annotation, biological process: response to oxidative stress; hydrogen peroxide catabolic process; cell redox homeostasis. The record is from RefSeq and is a predicted model, not a curated record. Lineage: Eukaryota; Metazoa; Chordata; Actinopteri; Salmoniformes; Salmonidae. Gene Ontology annotation, cellular component: cytosol; endoplasmic reticulum.
AAGGGAAAGUACCUUGCGAAAAGGUUCUAUCGAUCGAGGCCAUUAACUGCGCGUUCACGUGAAAUAGCGCCCCUGCACUUUCCUAGAAGCUAGCUAGCUACGUGCUUAGCAAGACAGUGUAAUGGACGUCAUGCUUCAUAUGAAGAUGUUAAAGGACAUUUUAAGUGUGUUUUGCACAAUUUGUUUUGUCACCAAUUUUUCCACUGCAGCCCAAGACGGCUCUAAUGGGAAAAAGGAUCAAGAGUGUCACAACUACGCUGGAGGACACGUCUACCCUGGAGAGGCUUUCCGUGUGCCCGUCUCUGACCAUUCCCUGCACCUCAGCAAGGCGAAAAUUUCAAAGCCUGCACCUUAUUUUGAGGGAUCAGCUGUCAUCGAUGGAGAGUUUAAGGAGCUAAAGCUGUCUGACUACAAAGGGAAAUACCUAGUCUUCUUCUUCUACCCCCUGGACUUCACGUUUGUCUGCCCGACUGAGAUUAUUGCAUUCAGUGAUCGUGUGCACGAGUUCCAUGCCAUCAAUGCUGAGGUUGUUGCCUGCUCUGUCGACUCACAAUUCACCCAUCUGGCAUGGAUCAACACACCUAGGAAGCAGGGUGGACUUGGGCCAAUGAAAGUCCCUCUGCUGUCUGACCUCACACACCAGAUUUCCAAGGACUAUGGUGUCUUCCUGGAGGACGCAGGACACGCACUCCGGGGCCUGUUCAUCAUCGAUGACAAGGGAGUCCUGAGGCAGAUUACCAUGAAUGACCUCCCAGUAGGGCGCUCUGUAGAUGAGACCCUGCGGCUGGUCCAGGCCUUCCAGUACACUGACAAACAUGGUGAAGUGUGCCCAGCAGGAUGGAAGCCAGGCAGUGACACUAUUAUCCCAGACCCAUCGGGCAAACUCAAGUACUUUGACAAGCUGAACUGACCCUCCCUUGCUCUCUAAACACUUUGGUUGAAGCUCAGAAUAAAAACAGAGUUUUGAUAA